AUGUUCAAAUCGUCCAAGAAAGAAGAUGAUAAAUAUACCAGCACUCUGAGCCCUGAGGUACAAGAGAAGGCGACCAAGGAAUUGAAUGAGAAUCCAAAGACUCGUCUGUUGGAAGUCAAAAAUUUGAGGUCUCGACUGGAGAAAGUUCCAGGUCUGCAGCCACAAACCGAUGUCCAGUUUCUCCUACGUUUCUUACGGGCUCGCAAGUUUGACCAGGAAAGGACUUUCCAACUGGUGAAGAACUAUUACGACAUUCGUCUCCAGUUUCCGGACAUUUUCAGUGAUCUGAAGCCAACUCGGGUCCGCCAUAUAUUUGAUGAUGACAUCAUUGAGGUUCUAAAGCAUCGGGACAGUGAAGGAUGUAGGGUCAUCAUUAUAAGACCAGCCAACUGGGAUGUGGAACGUUACCCGCUGGCAGACAUGAUCAAAGCAAUAUAUUUGCUAUUGACAAAUAUUUCUGAAGUAAGUAGAGAUAUAUUGUAUUUUAGAAGAA
Molecule: messenger RNA, 493 nt
Organism: Candidula unifasciata
Lineage: Eukaryota; Metazoa; Mollusca; Gastropoda; Stylommatophora; Geomitridae
Source: the annotation of a GenBank genome assembly